AUGGGCGCAGAGUCAGAGAGCCACGCCGACCCAGCGCUCACCGCGGGCCUGGGUGGUUUUGACGAUGCAGCUCACAAGCGGCAUUGCUCCUUGAAGCACUGCCCUCGGUGCAAAUUCAUUUGCAACCGUGAGAGGUGGCUGAAAUUAUGUCCUUGGUUAGAUACCAAAUUUGACUUUGAGACCAGACUCUGGGGAGUCGGAUGCAAAGUCUGCAACCAACUGCUUGAACAAAAGCCGGAGGUCAUGCAACGGUUCAGCCACCACAGGCACCACUUUGCACAGUAUGCAGUGCGAGACAAGAAUUUGAGCAUGGACCGCUUCAAGAAGCACCAGGAGAGCCCAGCACACCGCACUGCAGCCCAGAUGGGCAGCGAUCCGUCUGCUGGCAUUGGGCUUGAAGAUGGCGACGGCAAUGUGCCUACAAGUGCCGAAUGGCUUGCCGUCCUGAAGCACACCGAGCCUAGCCGCUUGACGCUAGACGUUUCUUGUGCUGGAGAAAAAAAGAAAUGCGCCAUGAUGCGGUACUGCCUUGCUGAAGGGCACAGAGCCCAGCAGCCGGAAUUCCUGGCUGGAGCGUUGUGCAUUUCACUUCAACAGGAUGCCAGAGGAAAUCGGUUCUUGCACCGCUUCAAGGCAACCAAUGAGAAGCUCGAGGUCAUGGAGGGCGUGAUCCAUUUGCAGAAGCAAGUUGGCACCGUUGAUCUGCCAGGGGCUGUUGGCAUUCGACAAGCGAGUGUGAAAGCUUUGGAAGCUUUCUGCACUACUGGUUCACCUCCAAGCUACGGUGGAUUAUUGCCAGGAGCCGGACAGGCGGCAACAUUCCAUGAAAGUUCUUUCCGGAGCAUUGUGCCCAGAAUUGAAGCAAUGGCCGCCGACGCGGCUGCUGACGAGCAACUUGCCCUACGAGAGAUGGCUUCCAUCGGCGGCCCGAGCCCAGUGGAACUGAAGGAUACCUUGAUUCAGACCCUUCCUUCCUUAAAGGUGUUGGCCAAAGACCGUGCGCAUGCAGCGCAACGGUUGCUGUCAAGGCCAUGGAAGGCCGAUCCUUUUCUGAAGGACAUUAUUCUGCAACUGGUUGAGAAGCAGCACAGCGUGGCUCGGUUGAUUGUGAAUAGCCAACAGAUCAAAGAACUCUACAAUGACUUCAGGUCAAAAUCGAAAGAACCUGUGAAGAUCAGCAAAGCUGUCAAAGACUUGGCAUGGGCACCACAGCGAUACUCUAGUGAGGCAAAGGUCCUGGCCAGACUUGUCCUCACGUGGGAUUCUGUGCUUGGCGUUUUGACAGCAGUUCCCACCAUUCGGGGACCAAGGUCUCCUGAGGGGCAGGCUUGCCUGGAAACUCUUCGUUUCUUGGACCCUGAGAAAGUGCUUCAGUUGGGGAUGCUAGCAGACAGCGCGCUUGAAUUGCACCGUGUCGUUAGAUCCUUCGAUGCAGAUGACUUUGACGAAGCCGAGCUGCCUCAGGAGCUGGACCUCUACAGGUCCACCUUGGAAAGACUCUUCAUCGAUGGUUUGUGCCUUCAGGUUCCCGGAAUGACUAAAUUGAUGAUGGGCUACUUGGAGAAGCCGCGGAACCUGCUUGACGAGCACGUUGUGUCAGAGGAAAGCAUCCUCAUCAUCCAACAGGACAUUCUGCGAGGGAAGGCCGCAGAUGAGUUGGACUUGAAGGACAACAUCAUGAGGGCCAAAGCCAUCUGGGCACCGAAAGCGCUGAAAGACGGGGAAGCAGGCUUUCUCCAGGGCCGCGAAAUGGUCACGCAGCAACUUGCUGCGUCGUCCAGCUCCGAUAUUGCCGCUUUGAAGACAGAGAAGACUUCUGCAGCUGAGAUUCUGCAAUACUUUGGUGAAAAACAAAUGAAGGAGAUUGCAUUUUCUGAAGCCAAGAAGAGCAAAGCUUUGGUAGAGCAACUACUCCUGAAGGUGUUGCCGCAAGACCAAACCACGCCAGAACUCACCGCUGCCGCAGAGGAGUACUGCAGGCGGGCCCAGCAAAACCAGAGAGAGAACACCAAUAACCAGAAGCUUGCGCAGAAGCGCGUCAGUCAAAAGGAGGCGCGGUGGUGUCGUCAAGGGACGAUGCGGAUGUUCUCAAAAGUACACAGUACACAUGUCUUUGUUGAAGUUCUUAGCUUAUCCUUGCACCAGGCGGCCUGGACUGAAGAGGCUUUGAUCUAUGGCACAGACCGGGGCGUCCCAAUGACAGCCGCGCGUAUUUUCGUGGCCAACGACCCGAACAACUGUACUUCCCACAUGAAAUUUGUGGGCGGCCUGCUGGGUGGAAUUGUGGCGACGCCGCAGUUUGUGGAGAGCAAGGGCAAAGAUGGCAUUUGCGUUGCAUAUAAGGCUGCCAUCGUCACUGUGAGACGGGUCUUUGUGACACCAUUAUUCAUGGGUAGCCACACUGCAAUCUGCAGAGAUCUGUUGGAGAUUUUGAAAAUAGCAGAAUGUAAAUGGCAGCUUAUGCGCCAAGCUGAGCUGGACCAGUUUGUACAGAAAUUGACUCAGGCCAAGGCGCGCCAGGUUAUCAUGUUCCACG
Messenger RNA from Durusdinium trenchii, 2536 nucleotides. NCBI's taxonomy places the organism in Eukaryota, Dinophyceae, Suessiales, Symbiodiniaceae. The record is from the annotation of a GenBank genome assembly.